AUUUCAGAACAACGCUACAGAGAGAAACUCUCACUCACACACUGCCAUGAACCAAAAUAGUACCAAAAUAGUUAGCAUUUUUUUGUGUAUAUAUACCCAUCUCUCACACUUUCUUUCUCAAGCAACCAUCUUCUUUCUCUCUUUAACUUAACAACAACAACAUGGGAGGUCUCGAAGACAUCAAGAACGAGGCAGUGGAUCUCGAGAGGAUUCCUGUCGAUGAAGUGUUCCGCGAACUGAAUUGUACAAAGGAAGGUCUCACCAAUGAGGAAGGCCAAAAGAGGUUGCAAGUUUUUGGACCCAACAAGUUGGAAGAAAAGGAGGAUAGCAAACUCCUUAAAUUCUUGGGUUUUAUGUGGAACCCUCUCUCAUGGGUGAUGGAAGCCGCUGCCAUCAUGGCCAUUGCAUUGGCAAAUGGAGGGGGUGAACCACCAGAUUGGCAAGACUUUGUUGGAAUCGUGGUGUUGCUGUUUAUCAACUCAACCAUCAGUUUCAUCGAAGAAAACAACGCCGGCAAUGCUGCAGCAGCACUCAUGGCAGGUCUUGCUCCCAAAGCGAAGGUUGUGAGAGAUGGAAAGUGGUCUGAAGUGGAUGCCAGCAUUCUCGUACCAGGAGAUAUAAUCAGCGUCAAACUGGGAGACAUCAUCCCUGCUGAUGCCCGUCUCUUGGAAGGAGAUUCCCUCAAGAUUGAUCAAUCUGCACUCACCGGUGAGUCAUUACCUGUUACUAGGAACCCUGGUGACGAAGUCUUCUCCGGCUCCACAGUGAAGCAAGGAGAGAUUGAAGCAGUUGUAAUCGCUACUGGGGUUCAUACCUUCUUCGGUAAGGCUGCUCAUUUAGUCGACAGCACUAACCAAGUUGGUCAUUUCCAAAAGGUUUUGACGGCCAUUGGAAAUUUCUGCAUUUGCUCAAUCGCUGUGGGGAUGAUCAUUGAGAUUGUGGUUAUGUAUCCAAUUCAGCACCGCAAGUACAGGAGUGGAAUCAACAACCUCUUGGUCCUUCUCAUUGGAGGGAUUCCCAUUGCCAUGCCUACAGUCUUGUCAGUAACAAUGGCAAUUGGAUCCCACAGACUCUCUGAGCAAGGUGCCAUCACCAAGAGGAUGACAGCCAUUGAGGAAAUGGCUGGGAUGGAUGUUCUGUGCAGUGACAAGACUGGCACCCUAACACUCAACAAGCUCACAGUGGACAAGUCUUUGAUUGAGGUUUUCUCACGAGAUGCCGACAAGGAUACAGUGAUUUUGCUUGGAGCCAGGGCCUCCAGAAUUGAAAACCAGGAUGCUAUUGAUACUUGCAUAGUUGGAAUGUUGGGUGAUCCAAAAGAGGCUAGAGAUGGCAUUACAGAGGUGCACUUUCUUCCAUUUAACCCGGUGGAAAAGCGCACUGCCAUAACAUACAUAGACAGUGAAGGUAACUGGUACAGAGUAAGCAAAGGUGCACCAGAACAGAUUAUCGAGCUCUGCAACCUCCGGGAAGACGUGAAGAAGAAGGCUUUAUCCAUCAUUGGAAAAUUUGCUGAUCGCGGUCUUCGUUCGCUCGCUGUCUCAAAACAAGAAGUGCCAGAAAAGACAAAAGAGAGUCCUGGAGGACCAUGGCAGUUCGUGGGUCUGUUGCCACUUUUUGACCCACCAAGGCACGACAGUGCCGAGACUAUAAGGCGCGCUCUCCAUCUCGGAGUUAACGUUAAGAUGAUCACCGGCGAUCAGCUAGCUAUCGGCAAGGAAACCGGUCGCAGACUUGGCAUGGGAAGCAACAUGUAUCCUUCUUCAUCCCUCCUCGGUCAGAACAAGGAUGAGUCCGUUGCUACACUUCCCGUUGAUGAACUCAUCGAGAAAGCUGAUGGCUUUGCCGGUGUCUUCCCCGAGCACAAGUACGAGAUUGUGAAGAGACUCCAGGAAAGGAAGCACAUCUGUGGUAUGACAGGAGAUGGUGUGAACGAUGCUCCUGCACUGAAAAGAGCAGAUAUUGGAAUCGCUGUUGCUGAUGCAACUGACGCAGCUAGAAGUGCAUCUGACAUAGUUCUGACGGAGCCUGGCUUGAGUGUGAUCGUGAGUGCUGUGUUGACAAGCAGAGCAAUCUUCCAAAGGAUGAAGAAUUACACCAUAUAUGCUGUUUCUAUCACCAUCCGAGUUGUGUUGGGCUUUAUGCUGCUCGCUCUCAUCUGGAAGUUUGACUUCUCACCCUUCAUGGUUCUCAUCAUUGCCAUUCUCAACGACGGCACCAUCAUGACCAUUUCCAAAGACAGGGUGAAGCCAUCUCCAAUGCCAGAUUCCUGGAAGUUGAGAGAGAUUUUCAUCACCGGCGUUGUUCUCGGUACCUACCUUGCUGUCAUGACCGUUGUCUUCUUCUGGGCUGCUCAUGCAUCCAACUUUUUCUCGGACAAAUUCGGAGUGAGAUCCAUCAGGGAUAACCACGGCGAGCUCACGGCGGCUGUUUAUCUCCAAGUGAGCAUUGUAAGUCAAGCACUCAUCUUUGUGACACGCUCGAGGAGCUGGUCUUACGUUGAACGCCCUGGUCUGCUUCUUGUCGUUGCUUUUCUUAUAGCACAGUUGAUUGCCACAGUGAUAGCUGUGUAUGCAAACUGGGGUUUCGCAAAGAUGCAAGGCAUUGGAUGGGGUUGGGCUGGUGUGAUUUGGCUCUACAGCAUCGUUUUCUACAUUCCCAUGGAUAUUCUGAAGUUCAUCAUCCGAUAUGGAUUAACCGGAAAGGCCUGGAACAAUAUCACUGACAAUAGGGUUGCUUUCACCUCAAAGAACGAUUACGGAAAGGGAGAAAGAGAAGCGCAGUGGGCUGCCGCUCAGCGCACAUUGCAUGGGUUGAAUCCACCGGAAACCGACGAGAUGUUGAAUGAGAGAAACAACUACAGGGAGCUGUCGGAACUUGCAGAACAGGCCAAGAAACGUGCUGAGGUGGCAAGGCUAAGGGAGCUUCACACUCUGAAGGGUCACGUUGAGUCUGUUGUGAAGCUGAAAGGACUUGACAUUGAGACAAUCCAGCAGCACUACACAGUGUGAUCAGGGGUUGUCGGAACAAUCACGACAACAUAGAUUUAGACAAUAAAAUAGAAGAGAAAUAGAUAAUUUAUUAUAUUGUCCCUGUCGUCUCGAAUCUUGUUUGGAUUCUGAAGAACGCAGGGACUGAUAGAAUAAUCCAAUGCUUUGAGAUUGUGCAUCACAAUCCAUGAUUGGAAGACAGUGUUUUGCUUAAGUUAUCGUUCUAAUUUUGC
Messenger RNA from Vigna unguiculata (cowpea), 3223 nucleotides. Its product is annotated as ATPase 9, plasma membrane-type. Gene Ontology annotation, cellular component: membrane. Gene Ontology annotation, biological process: proton export across plasma membrane. Gene Ontology annotation, molecular function: ATP binding; ATP hydrolysis activity; P-type proton-exporting transporter activity. Lineage: Eukaryota; Viridiplantae; Streptophyta; Magnoliopsida; Fabales; Fabaceae. The record is from RefSeq and is a predicted model, not a curated record.